This is a messenger RNA of Symbiodinium pilosum, 2346 nucleotides long. Lineage: Eukaryota; Dinophyceae; Suessiales; Symbiodiniaceae. The record is from the annotation of a GenBank genome assembly.
AUGCUGCAUGUGCUGCAAGCUGCAGACGCCACGAAGCAUCUUAACAAGGUGAUCUUGCGAAACGCAUCUGACUGGAGGCAGCUCCUGGAGCUGACAGACACCCUGGGGCAAAAUGGCACACCGCAUGCGCUGAAUGCAUGCACGUUGCUGCAUCGACUGGCCCGGGCUGUGGUGCGCGAAGGCAGGGGCCUCUCAGAGCGUGCCCGCCUGCUGCGUAGCUUCGACUCUUUCCACAAACUGCUGGGCAUGGUCUCCACGCUAGUUCCUGAUUUAAACAACAUGGAGUUGACCAACUGCUUGUGGGCGCUUGCAACACUGGAAGCAUCCGGCGAUGCGGAGGCGGCCCUUCUGACGCAACUCACGGCAGGGUGUGCAAAGUACCUGGAUAGUUUUGAGCCGCGAAAUCUGGCCCUAUCAGCAUGGGCGCUGGCGAAAGUUGGCUUCGUGGACAAGGCUUGGUGCCGUCUCUGGGCAGAUGAAGUGAUCAGGAAGCUCUCCAUCUUUGAGACCCGGGACAUGACUAACGUGAUCUGGGCCUUUGCCACUGUGCAUUGGCGGGAUGAGCACUUUUUGACGAGGUUCUGCAAGGAAGUCGAAAUCAAAGCGGAGCAUUAUUCGCCUCAAGACGUGGGAAAUACAUUAUGGUCCUUGGCUACUUUGUCUUGGAAAAACGAAGCUGCGCUUGCAGCAAUCAGCAAGCGGUGCUUUGAUACUGCAGUAUCAUUUGAUCAGCAAAACCUAUCGAUAUCACUUUGGAGUUAUGCUACUCUGGGCUACAAGACCAUGAAUCUCUUUCAUCACAUGACUCAACUCAUCACCGAGCGCAUCAAGACCUUUGCAUCUCAGGGCAUUGCAAACGUCGUCUGGGCGUUGGCAAAGUUCCACUUCCAGCAGAAGUGCUUAUUGAUGACGAUUGCGGAGGAAGCCCCGACGCGACUGGACGAGUUCGACCCACAGCACCUCUCUAUUUUAGCCUGGGCCUACGCGACUUUGGAAUUCCCCAACCGACCGCUUCUAUCUGCCAUCUGCCAAACAGCUAUACGAAAGAUGGACAGUUUCAACGCGCAGCACAUGGCGAACAUGACGUGGGCAAUGGCCACCUUGGCGCACAAGGACGAGCGAUACCUCCAAGUGCUGGCCAGCAAGGCUAUGGAGCAGGUCAGAAGCUUUAAUCCACAGGAGUGCUCAAAUCUUGUGUGGGCCUUUGCUUUGCUGACUUUUCGACAUGAGCCGCUCCUCAAGGCUUUGAGCUUCCGCUCCCAGGAAAUCGUGUCCGACUUCAUCCCACAAAAUUUGGGGAACACAGCCUGGGCAUACAAUCGAUUGGGCUACCGCGAUGAGACCUUGAUGGAAUGCUUGGUGAAGGAAGCAGCUGGAAGACUUAAGGAAUGCGCGGGUCAGGAGGUCUUGGAUUUAAUUGAGUCAAUAUCGACUGGUGGCUACGAGGAUGCAGUGGCAGGACCUGAAUGGAGUUUGCUGCUGCACUGGGCAGGGCAGAAGUACGAAUCUGUACAUGAUUUCGUCAAAGUCUCCAGCCAGAUGCCGCUUGGUCUCCGCAAGCUAUCGGACUUUGAUAAGGCUCUGGCUGUUCAGGACUAUCGGGACCACAUGGCAAGCUUCAGCUUGGUGGGCCUGGGUUUCACGUAUACAUCUAAACUGCUGCUCGAGAUGGGUGUCAUCUUGCUGGAGGGUUCUCAGCGCGAGCAAUGGCAGAAGCAGUCAAGGGAGGCUGCUUCUCGCAUAACUGGAACCGGUAAUGAAUCUGAUGUGACAAAGAACGCUGAGGCACAGGAAGGCCUGAAAGUUUGUCGCACGGUAUGUGUAUACCGCUACAACCUGCUUUCAGUGACCGGGCAGCGCUGCAUGGUAGAGCCGACGGCUGUGACUAGCGGACCGGCCUGCGAAGCUUUUGAGCUUGGCCUUUUCGCUGCCAUCUUGAGACAUCCGCGCGGCGGAGACGGCGAAUUUCAGGCACUUCAGGCGUGUGCACGUGCAUGCUUGCAGGAGUUGGGCUGCAAUCCGAUUGGGGCCCCUCCGUUGGACGGAUCUGCAAUUGAGGGUGAACUCUGGCUUCAUGUCUCUGAAGUCCCCUGCCUGUCUUGCGUGGGGGCCAUUGCACAGUUUCGACAUAUAUUUCCAGACAUCAAGAUCCACAUUUCGUUCAACCUCGGACGGCAACCAUCACAAGAUGGUACCUCGUCAGCGUCACCACAGGCCAACAGUAGCGGGUCAGUUGUAAUGCAUGGUCCCCGAGAUGCUACGUUUAGGUCAGCUGCUAGGCUGCAAGUAUUUUCCCCUGACAAGGGGAGUGCUGGCUCCGUUCAUCCCACGCGACGAGACGUUUGA